AUGGUGAAAUCAAUUAGUCUACUGGCAGCAGCUGCUACCGUACUCUCCUGUAUUCGUGCUGCCCCUACAAAUAUGUCAUACAACAAGAGAUCACCUUUUGCAAAGAGAGGUGGCUCUUAUCAAUGCUCUUCAGAUGAUAAUCCCUCUCUUAUGCUGACCCAUUUUGCUGCCGUCUUCUUUGGUGAUUUCGAUACUGAUGGUGGUCAAGAUAUUCUCGGUCCGUUGGCUGUUCAAGGUGAUUUCAAAGCAAGUGGCUACUAUGUCAAUGCGAAUGGAGAUGCUGAUUGUUCAGAUCCCAAUGAUAUCUCUGAAUAUGCUCUCGUGGUUGGUACUUCUGUCCAUGCUAAUCAAGUCCGUGUCAAGGGCGCUGCUGAUGUUCCUGCCGAAACACAGGGCCUUCAAGAAACCCAGAGCUCCUGUGCUAUCAAGACAAAUGUCAGCCUAUACGAUUUUGAUCAAGCACAGUCCAAUGCCAUUGAAGCUUCCAAAACUCUAGCCUCCAUGAAGCCCACUUUAAUGCUGGAUUCCAAUGGCAAACUGACAUCCAUCGGUACAUCUAACAAUGACUUUCAUAUUGUCAUUUUCAAGUCUUGUAACGAUGGUGAUUGCAACCCUUUUCCAGGUCAAAUGUCUGACCCUUCUGCUAUGCUUGAAGGAAUCGGAAACUGGAAUGGCCCCCAAGAAAUGUCAUGGCCCUCUGAUGGCACCCUUGUAUUCAAUAUUCCAAUUGACUCUGGAUCAACCUUUACUCUCAAGGGCAACAAUCCCACAAAUGGCUUAGAUCCCUGUAGAACCGUCUUUAAUUUCUAUCCUUCUGACGCUUCGGGCGCAUACAGAUCUGGAGAUAUCACCCUCAAGCGUAACACUGGAAGUAACUUUGGCGGUUUCUCCUUGGCCCCUGAAGCACACAUUGUAGAUGGAAGCACCGGUGCAUUUGCUGGUACCGUUGUCGGCCAAGACUAUUCUUGGGGCGGCAGUGGCGUUGAAAUCCAUAAUUAUAAUGCGGCAGGUGGUAGUUGUUCAGCAUUUGCUGGUUGCUUUCCCAUUCAUGAUGACAAACCUCCUUCACCUGUUAGACCAGAGACAUCGUCUGCUGUUACUGCCACUAGCACGUCCAUGAAAUCAUCUACUACAGAAUCUAGUAUGCCCACAACCACCACUGAUUCAUCAAGCACUGAGGCCACCACUACCACUGGCUUCUCUAGCUCUGAAGUUACUACCACUACAAGCAGCAAGCAUCAUGAUGGCACUACUUCCAGUACAGAGUCACCUAACACUGAGGCUACUACCACUACUGAUUCCUCAAGCACUGUGGCUACUACCACUACUGACUCAUCUAUUGCUGAGGCUACUACCACUACAAGCAGUAAACACCAUCAUGAUACUACUUCUAGCACUGGUUCGUCAAGCAUUGAGGCUACUACCACUACUGACUCAUCUAGCACUCAGGCUACUACAACUUCCACGGAAGUACAAACUACUACUACCACAGCCGAUCACGGUGGCCAAACAUGUCCUCCAGGUUGUGCCGCUGUAACUGUUACAGUUGUCGAGUAUGUCACCAUUAGUAUAUAA
This is a messenger RNA of Mucor velutinosus, 1575 nucleotides long. Its product is annotated as tRNA (guanine-N(7)-)-methyltransferase non-catalytic subunit TRM82. Bases 1 to 1575 code for a protein of 524 amino acids. NCBI's taxonomy places the organism in Eukaryota, Fungi, Mucoromycota, Mucoromycetes, Mucorales, Mucoraceae. The record is from RefSeq and is a predicted model, not a curated record. The transcript has 4 exons.